Molecule: messenger RNA, 3694 nt
Organism: Hypomesus transpacificus
Lineage: Eukaryota; Metazoa; Chordata; Actinopteri; Osmeriformes; Osmeridae
Gene: zfand4
Product: zinc finger, AN1-type domain 4
Exons: 10
Coding region: 259-2553 (764 amino acids)
Molecular function (GO): protein binding; zinc ion binding
Source: RefSeq, a predicted model, not a curated record
UCAAUCAGGUGAUGUCACAAUGAGCUUGUUCUAGCCGCCUAGUAUGUGUCAGGUGAGAUGAGUUUCCGAAGACCUCAAAGGAUUUUCCUCGCUUGGGUAGUUAGGCUGGUUACAAGCUGUGGUCAUCUUGCAUGAUGUGUAUCUGUGGUGACAGUGGCGAGCAGCACCUCUCCCUCUUACCCUCUUCCUGGGUCAGACCCCAUCCUCCUCCCUCUCCCUAAAGCUUCCCCUGGACACUGGCCCUCCUAAGCCCCCAAUAUGGCUGACAGGAAGGAGCCACCAUUCUACAAUGAUGACAAUGUGGGAUCCUUCCACUACAAGCUGCCCUUCUACGACACCAUGGAGCUCUUUAUAGAGACCCUGACAGGAACCUGCUUCGAACUGCGCGUCUCACCAUUCGAAACCGUCAUAUCAGUCAAGGCCAAGAUCCAAAGGCUGGAAGGCAUUCCUGUUGCCCAGCAACAUCUGAUCUGGAACAGUCUAGAGCUGGAGGAUGAGUACUGUCUGCAUGACUACAGCAUUGCCGAAGGCUGUACUCUGAAGCUGGUCUUGGCCAUGAGGGGAGGUCCCAUCAACACUAGGAGAGUGGCCAUAGAGGACCCAAGGAAGGAGAUGUCUGACCUGAUGGAUGGGUGCAGGGAGGAGGUCUGGGAGAAGAGCCUGCCCAACAAGCAGGUCACCUUCCUGGUCUACCGUGAGGGGGAUCAGCUCAACUUUUUCCGCGUUGUGGACAGAGGGGAUGGCACUCUGACCCCCGUCUCUGAAUCACUCAGUGGUGGUUCUGUCUGUAAUGUUUAUGGUGAGGAGGAGGAUGAUGGGGAAGGCUCGCUGGCUGGUCAGCAGACCCUGGAGAACUCCAUCACCAUGAACAAAAUGAAGCUGCUCAAAGCCAAGAUGGAGGACAUGAACCUCAACAAGAAGCCCAAGAAGUCUGCUAAAUUGAAACCUCUGCCCCCCGUCGGUCCUCGGCCCUGUAGCGACUCCAUCCCCCUGAACACAAGAAAUCAUCGACUCUUCCACGUUCUUCCCCAAAUCAACCAUUCUCAUCACUCCAACAUGCAGUUACCUCCAAUCAGAGACCACGGAUCCAUAAGCCCCUCUCGUCUUGGUACUGCUGUCCCCUCUGCUCAUUUGUCGAUUACCAGACGUGCCCCGCCUACCUUCACCUCCUCGUCCUGUUACAUGCUUCAGGAGGAGGAGCCAUGGGAUUCAGGUGCCGCCUUUGCUAAGAUCCGUCCCCCACCUAAAGUUUCUCGGUUGGACAUUGGCGGCACCAGGCUCAUGAGGGAUUGUGUGUAUCCACAGUUGCCUGCCCUCUCUACCAGGGGCCAGGCUGACGGAGCUAUGGAGAGCCAUGACGCCAUAGGGAAUGCUCUAGCAGUGGGCUUUGCAGAGGAUGUUGUUGGCCUGAAGGACCCCUUAGUGUCAGGGGACUUGUAUGGCGACCUACUCACAGACCCUUUGAGUCUGGAUGUGUCUACCCCAGAGAGAGGCCAGGGGAGUCUGGAGGGUUUAGGGCCCCUGGACAGAGGGGCUCCUCACCAGCUAGCUUCCACCCCCACGCUGCUUUCUCAGGCAGUGGGCUCUGGAAGUCUAGGUACCUUAGAGCUAGGACCUGCUGAUGGUCUAGCCAGUAGAAGUGAGAGGACCCAGCUAGGCAACACCUUCCAUAUUAGCCCUGCCGCUCCACCCCUCUCCACCACCUCUCCAGCCGUUGCCACUAGACAGUUGCCUCAGCCCUUUGAGUUCACCACCUCCACGCUACUGUGCCCCAGCCCCCCAACACGGUCCAGCACUUGGCUGAAGCCUGACAGCACAACCCCACUCCCCUCCUCUCCUUCACGCACCUCUCAUUUGCAUGGCAUCAAGGUGGACUCUCUGAGCAAAUGUCCAGAGAUGAUCUCCAAGAGUGAUGCUAGGGACAUCACAUUUAUGGCCAACCAGGCCUCUAAAGAACCUCUGGGAUCACUCCGAAAAUCGGAUCUGUUGGCUCUGGCAUCCAGGACUGCGGACAACGGCAGGGAAGCCCUCAGUCAAAGCCUGGGGCUUGGGUUGGGGCUGCCUGCUGUCGGUGCUUCUGGACUGGGCCGAUUGGGCUCCAUGGUCCCCUCCAACAUCCACCUCCUCCAGGAUGAUCUCAUCAGACGUAUGUCUCCCUUGCACAGAGCAGCAGCCUCUUACAUGUCCCCAGCUACUCUUGGAUCAGCUGGUGGAGCUUCCUGCUCAAUAAGGAAAUUAGGCACCCCAUCCUAUCACCUACCUACAGUGAAAGCUCCUUUAGGCGGUAAGAAGAAGAACUUCAAGCACUGCUUUCUCUGUGGGAAGAAGACUGGCCUGGCCAACAGCUACGAGUGCAGUGCUCCUCCUCCAGGUGUGGCAACAAUUUCUGUGCCACCCACCGCUAUGCAGAGACCCAUGACUGCACCUAUGACUACAAGAGCACUGGAAGACGGUUCCUUCAGGAGACAAACCCCAUCAUCAGCGCUCCUAAACUGCCCAAGAUCUAACCCCUCACAAACAGGCCCCCUCACACUGCUUUGGAGGGAAGGAUGAACUGAAUUACAGAUUUAGUGAAUUAACAAUAAUAAUAAAAAAUAAUAAAAGGAAAUGAGCUUUUCACCACUGUGCUUUCUAUCACCAAGUUUGCUGAAAUCAUGUCAACAAGCCAAGUUUGAAUAGGACAGAACAGCACAGGCUAGUAGCUAUUCCCUUUUGACAAUGUGGUUGAUCCGAUUUUCCCUGUUAACUUUCUUACCCCAUAACAACAACAAACAAGUGUGCAUGUAUAUAGGUCUUUUUUUGUUACAUCAUAUGCACGAUAUCAAGCAUUUAUCUAUUUUUUAUUCUGUUUUUUGGGUGUUUUGUUUUCUUAAAAUAGGAUUACAUAUCCAUUCAUGCGACAAGUCUUUGAGAGAUGCACUUUAGAAUUAUUAUAUUUGUAUAUCAAUGUUUGACUUUUUCUCAUGUGGUCUAGGGUCUUGCAUUACCGUGUUUGUCUUUGUAUGAAGUGUUUUUACAUUGUCAGUUAUCUUUUAUUUUAUUGUAUUGAUGUUCAGAGCCACACUCCAUCUCCCUGUUACUAUGGGCACAUACAAAAUGGACAUACACAGCCUUCACUGGAAAGAAUUGUUUUUAAUUUAAAAUGGGGCAAAUACUGUACACUCCUUUUUAGAUGCUUUGAGACCAGGGUUUCCCGCAGCAUUUUUCAGUUAAGGCGGCCGACCAAGCAACACACGCCUGCCGCCUUAACUACGUUUCCCCCCAAAAAAUAUACUGCAAUAUCUGCCGUGUUACUCAGUCCUGUUUUCUCCCUUCAAUUCCAAAACGCCAGUGUCCCUUCUCUGCAGAACGCAUUAGUGUAGCGCACAAACUAGCCCCCCCCCUCCUCCCCCCUGGUCUGACGGCAAACUCCACCCUACCACCUUAACUUAAACUUUUCUGCAGGAAACCCUGGAGACAGAGUAGUUCAUGUUCAGUUUUGACAUAAGUAUGCAAGUGGUAUAAGUAUGUUGGCUGCAUACUUUAAGGAGAUGGAAGAAAGGGCUUCCUUUUUGUCAAUAUGAACUAAAGUGAAUGCCAUUAGAAGUGUUUUGUAAGAUUGAUUUUUCUUUGGUUAAAAGGAAACUGCACCGCUUUAAAGUGCUGUCACAGUGACAAUUGGUGUUUGAUUUAAUAAAUUAAGUUUGGAUCCAUA